AUGUCGAAACACAGUUUUGACCCCACUUCGCCGGCUUUGGGAUGCAAGAAACAAAGACUUGAUAAGAAUAAUAGUAGUGUGGAAGAGGAAAGCGUUCCGGCGCCUUCCAAUGAUGUCUCUCAUCCAUUAGUCCGGCGUGAGAUGUGCCUUUAUUGCUUCGACGUACUUCAUAGGCAGCUUUUCAAUCAGGAGCCUCCACCUCAACCCAGGACUUUUCCGAAUCAUGCAUAUCCUUUAUUUGUUACGUGGAGCUAUGGCAAAGAUCAGCGUCUACGCGGUUGUAUUGGAACUUUUAAGGCGAUGAAUUUAUAUACUGGCCUCCGUGAAUAUGCGUUGAAUAGUGCAUUACGUGAUUCGCGUUUCUCUCCCAUUACGCAAAAAGAAUUUCCCCACCUCUAUUGCUCCGUCUCCUUGCUUACAGAUUUUGAGGACGCAGCCGACUAUAAAGAUUGGCAGAUCGGCGUUCAUGGGAUUCGUAUAGAGUUCCUUAAUGAGCGUGGGUCUCAGCGUUCCGCGACGUACCUUCCGGAAGUCGCUGUGGAACAAGGUUGGAACCAUCAGGAAACGAUUGACUCUCUCCUCAGGAAGGGUGGUUACAAAGGUUCCAUUAAUGAGGCGGUGCGCACUUCGGUGCGUCUGACGCGAUAUCGUAGCGACGAACUGCAACUUCAUGCUGGAGACUACUUCGCUGAGCAGGCCAACGGUUAUCGCGUAUCAGAAUUACCUGGCUCUCCACUUCCAAGCCAUCUUCCAAGUGGCAUUGAAAAAGUUUGCUUUUGGGACUUUUCUAAUGCAUUAGACUGCCUAAAAGAGGUGGACAAUCGAGUCUCAACAACAUCUUUGAGUUCUCAGCCCUGGGUCAUUUUCUUUGAGAGCAUGGAUGCUUUCCUCUUGGAUUGCCCCUCUGACUACGAAAUGCGUGAUUGGGCUAGUCUAAUUUUGUCACAUCUUAUUUCCCUUUCCACUAAGCGUUCAACUGUCUCAGUUGUCUGUUCUUUGAAUAUCUAUAAAACUUCUAGUGGAGAAGUAUCUUGGCUGAGUGAACAAGUUAGCGAUAUUUUCAAGUCCUAUGCCACCACAUGUGUUUCCUUAAGUCCGACUAGCAGUCAAAAUAUCUUGAAAGCCGAUUUUUGGCAUCGACGAACUCUUGAUUCAGUUUUCACAUCUGUGCGGCUGCUCCCCACCCUCGCGCCCUCAAACAAGCCGGCUAUUUCUGCACUGUGCCGUGUCACAUUGGAUCACAAAACGCACGCCAUUGUUAGCUGUUCCAUCUCGGCGGCAACUGAGACCGUGAGAGAGCCUGAAAAGCUGCCUACCUCUACCUUCAAACUAACUGUCUCGCAAGCGGAGGUCGAGGCCAAACAGAGGGUUGUACUGCCCUACCAAGCCGCGACAAAUGCUAGUGUGGAUCUAUCUACCCACUUUUCACCUGAAAGCACUAUUGAAUACGAGCCUGAUGUGUUCGACGAUAUUGACGAGGACGAUCCUGACGAUGAUCUAGACAUUUAA
Molecule: messenger RNA, 1509 nt
Organism: Hydatigera taeniaeformis
Lineage: Eukaryota; Metazoa; Platyhelminthes; Cestoda; Cyclophyllidea; Taeniidae
Source: the annotation of a GenBank genome assembly